GCCCAGGAUUAUUACUGGAGCCCCCCUUUCAACACACACACGGACAUACACACAACUUUUUUAUCGAACUCUUAUCAAGGAGACAAACUUGGGGUGAGCUAAGGAAAGAGCACAAUUUGUGGAUUUUUGAUAUUCUGUGUUUUGUUUGACCCUUUUUUAAAAUAUAUAUAUAUAUAUUUUAACUUAGUUAGCUUACUUUUUUGUUACCUUUCAUUUUUUGUCCCCCUCCUUAUCUUUCUGGAGGGCUGUGUGUUUGCAUGCGAUGGAUCACACACUCUUUGGCUGCCUCCGCAGCCCCCAUGCCACUGUGCAGGCCCUGCACCCUGCCUUCACCCAGUCUCCGCUGACUCUCCACGGACGCACGGACCACGUCUCCUACCCUGACCUGGCCUCUUCCACCGCCACCUCCUCUCCUUCGGCCUGCAUCAUCUCCGGCUAUCCCGGUGACGAGGGCCUGUUCGGCGGGCAUCACCACCAUCACCGUGGGCAUCACCCGGCACAGCAACAGCAGCAUCACCCGCCUCAGCACCAGGCUGGCUGGCACAUUCCACAGAUGCCCUCUCCUGGCAAUGCGAGCUCCCGCCACAACCUCUGCCACCCCCACCCCCACUCUCACUCGGCCCAGGACAGUGCCCUCGCACCCCCAGACCUAGGCACCCCUGGCAGGAACAGUCUCUGCGCCAGCACCCCCAACCUGGGCAGCAGCACCCCCACGGGGGCCAAUUGUGUGCCUGCAGACUUUGGAAGACAGACACUGUCACCUGCUGAGGCAGAGAAGAGAAAUGGCAAGAGGAAGAGUGACAGCUCAGAGUCCCAAGACGGGAAUUACAAGUCAGAUGUGAGCAGCAAACCCAGGAAGGAGCGGACGGCGUUCACCAAAGAGCAAAUCCGUGAGCUGGAGGCCGAGUUCGCCCAUCACAACUAUCUGACGAGACUGAGGCGCUACGAGAUAGCAGUCAACCUCGAUCUCACAGAGAGACAAGUAAAGGUGUGGUUCCAGAACAGGAGGAUGAAGUGGAAACGAGUAAAAGGAGGUCAACAGGGGGCUGUAGCGAGGGAAAAGGAACUGGUGAACGUGAAAAAGGGGACAUUGCUGCCGUCCGAAUUCUCCAGCAUAGCGGCUCUUCAUCACUCCACAGACUCCCUGGCCAAUGAGGACAGUCACGAAAGCGACCAGAGUUCUGAGCAUGCUCACUUAUGAUGCACAGCAGCAGGCCACUCCUACGCGAAGUGGGUUCAGCCUCACAUCUCAGGAACGUCCUUAAAAGGACAUGUUAUCUGGUCGUCAUUAGCAAAGUUUAACGAUGCUAAAUAAAUGUGUACAAAUGUACAAAGAAAUGACGUGUGUUACUUGAUCUAAGAAGAUACAUGUUAGGACGUUGGUUAAACUAAACUAAGAUCACCAAUACGUUUCAAGAACAGCGAACCCAACGCAGGAAUAUGAGAUAUUGCAAAAGGUCAAUGCACAUUCAGCAUACGUUACGAACGUGCCUGCACUCAACACUGCUCUUGGAAGCAGAACAUAUUCUUUGAAUAUUAGGACAGAUUCAGAAUUGGCCGAAUUGUUAUGAACAUUCCAUGUUGUGUGUCUUACAUUGAAAAGGGGGCAAGUUCAUGCUUUUGAUUUGCACUGUUGAACACUUGCCUCAAUUGGUUUCUACUGUUUGUCAUAAAAAUUGCGAUGUAAUCAAAUUAUUAUCAAGUGUGCAGGAGAAUCAAAUUUGCUCAGCUAAUAUACAGUAUACUCUGAACUUAAUUAUCUGUCAUUUUCUUACCUUCGCUCUAGCAAUCAUUUCUAAUACACACAUACUCACACAGUAAUAAACAUUUCUGAUGUUU
Messenger RNA from Oncorhynchus nerka (sockeye salmon), 1839 nucleotides. RefSeq names its product homeobox protein MOX-2-like. Gene Ontology annotation, molecular function: DNA-binding transcription factor activity, RNA polymerase II-specific; RNA polymerase II cis-regulatory region sequence-specific DNA binding. NCBI's taxonomy places the organism in Eukaryota, Metazoa, Chordata, Actinopteri, Salmoniformes, Salmonidae. The transcript is spliced from 3 exons. Gene Ontology annotation, cellular component: nucleus. Gene Ontology annotation, biological process: somite development; positive regulation of transcription by RNA polymerase II. Bases 263 to 1201 code for a protein of 312 amino acids. The record is from RefSeq and is a predicted model, not a curated record.